Molecule: messenger RNA, 1284 nt
Organism: Alternaria postmessia
Lineage: Eukaryota; Fungi; Ascomycota; Dothideomycetes; Pleosporales; Pleosporaceae
Exons: 2
Coding region: 1-1284 (427 amino acids)
Source: RefSeq, a predicted model, not a curated record
AUGGUCUCCGAUAAAAUCCGCCGUCUUGAAAGACGCGCAGAACAACCCUUCCGCUUCAUGGACCUUCCUGGAGAGUUGCGCAACAAGGUAUACGCUUUACUCCUUUGCUCCUUCGGAUCUACCCCGGACCGCGCUAGAGAGCGCAGCGACGCCUUUCUCGACGACCGUUCUGGCUUAUUGCAUGUUGUCGACCUUCCGCACACGAACAACCCAACUAUCCUUCGUACCAAUAGCCAGAUCCAUCGCGAAGCCUACGAUGUCAUGAUCAAGACCAACCGUUUCAUUCGCGUUCGACUCACACAAGCUCUACCCCUUCGAAAGAUCCUUUGCUGUCUGGGUGUUGCGGUAGUCGCGACUGGGCACCGUGCAGCGCAAUCCAGCAGAUAUUUGGUAGACAUAUUUAUGUCGACGUACCCACUCAGCAAAUACCAGGGUCAAUCAUGCGACUCCCGAUCGACUAGUAUAAUCGUUCGUGUCAACGAUCUUGAGCUGUUCUGCCGUGACUUUAAGAAAGUAGACGCAAUAUCUCCAGUGCUAUCUAAAUAUAUAACAAUGGUCAUCGACGUAGCCCCGAUGCUCGAUCAUAAACGCCCAUGGUAUCGGGACGACUUUGCCACUUUCUUUUCCGAGACCACCCAAAAGGCGAUAUUGAAGCCGUUACUCUUGCUGAGAGAAAUUGCUAGCGUCGAAUUUCGGGGCCCUGUCAUGCCGAAUAUUGCGGUCAAGCUUGGGAACAGCAUGAUAUCCGACGAGCAUGAAGAUCUUGACCACAGCUUUCAUCUUAUAACGUGGAUCAAGGAACUUGGAGUCAAGUCGUAUUAUGAAGGCAAUAUGAAGAGUGCAAUCUCAAUUUGGGGAGACGCACUGAUGAGGUUGCUGUGCAUGCGUGAGAGUAAAGCCUGGACAAAGCUUAUGGAAAUGUAUGGAGAAACUUCGAUUAACAGGUUCGCGACGCUGCAAUGCUCACUCGGUCUCAACUUGACACAAGCCGAGAUAGUUCGGUGGCGCGAAGCCUCAUGGAGUGCCACAACGGAGACUGGCCUGGAUGUGGUCCGCAUGUGCCGCCACCAAGGAGACUGGAAGGAUGGCUACACCUGGACCUUACCUAACGUUCUGGCUGCGAAGUACUUUUACCGGACGGCUUUGUGCAUUAGACUCUGGGGACAAACCUCGGAGGCUGUUGUCGCUUUGGAAUCCAUCAGCCAAGCUCAGAUGCUUGCACCUUACGAUCCCGCCAUACCGAAGGAGCAACGUAACAUCAAGAGGUGGGCAGGCAUGGUUUGA